AUGGAUGCCAGAAUCUCCCGGUGUCCCUCACGACCUGUUCCCGCCGCGGAAUUCGUCUCCUCGCCGGCAAAGCAGCAGCCAGACUCAUCAUGCGUCUCCGGAAGAAGAGGUCACUCGAAAACCAAAGCCUUCAUCCCCCACACCGGGGGUAACAGUAUGUUCGAGGCCCUGUACCACGGGGUGCCCAUGGUCUGUCUGCCGCUUUUCGGGGACCAGCCCGUCAACGCGGCUCGGGCAGUCUCCAGAGGGCUGGGAGUGAGGCUAGACUUCAACACGUUCACAACAGAAACAUUGUACCAGGCCAUUAUGCAGGUUCUAACUGACAAAAGCUACCGUGAGACGGCAGCCCGCCUGUCCCGUCUGCACCGUGACCAGCCCCAGUCACCCAUGGAGCGGGCCGUCUGGUGGAUAGAACACGUCAUCAAACAUGGCGGCCUGCCCCAUCUCCGCGCACGCGCCGUGGAGCUGCCGUGGUACCAGUACUACCUGCUGGACGUGGCUGCCUUCCUGUUGGCCGUCUGUUCAGCUGUUCUUGUGCUCAUCUGGUGCAGCUGUUCUCUUGCCUGUAGAAAAAUUUGUAGCAAAAGGGAUGGCAAGCUGAAGUCUCAGUAA
Molecule: messenger RNA, 612 nt
Organism: Branchiostoma belcheri (Belcher's lancelet)
Lineage: Eukaryota; Metazoa; Chordata; Leptocardii; Amphioxiformes; Branchiostomatidae
Product: UDP-glucuronosyltransferase 2A3-like
Exons: 3
Coding region: 1-612 (203 amino acids)
Molecular function (GO): UDP-glycosyltransferase activity
Source: RefSeq, a predicted model, not a curated record